UACACACCUGCCAAUACUCAAUACUCACCAUUCGAGGGCAAACACAAUACUCAAUACUCACCAUUCGAGGCCAAACACAAUACUCAAUACUCACCAUUCGAGGCCAAACACAAUACUCAAUACUCACCAUUCGAGGCCAAACACAAUACUCUAUACUCACCAUUCGAGGCCAAACACAAUACUCAAUACUCACCAUUCGAGGGCAAACACAAUACUCAAUACUCUCCAUUCGAGGCCAAACACAAUACUCAAUACUCGUCAUUCGAGGGCAAACACAAUACUCAAUACUCGCCAUUCGAGGGCAAACACAAUACUCAAUACUCACCAUUCGAGGGCAAAAACCCAUUUCAGGGGUGUACACUACACAUUAUAUAG
This is a messenger RNA of Sphaeroforma arctica JP610, 375 nucleotides long. RefSeq lists its product as hypothetical. The record is from RefSeq and is a predicted model, not a curated record. The transcript has a single exon. Lineage: Eukaryota; Ichthyosporea; Ichthyophonida. The annotation marks the transcript as partial.